GUGAGAUUCUGUUAUAUGUUUCCCAUGUAAGGAUGAUGAAGUUGCUACCGAAUGGCUCAACAAUGAAGCAGUUAGGGAAGCAAUCAAUGCUAAACCAAAAAACGUAGCUGGGGAUUGGGAGCUGUGUACUGAUAGAAUCAAAUUCCACCAUGACGCUGGCAGCAUGAUGAAGUACCACAGGAACCUGACUUUGAAAGGCUAUAGGGCACUCAUUUUCAGG
Molecule: messenger RNA, 220 nt
Organism: Linum tenue
Lineage: Eukaryota; Viridiplantae; Streptophyta; Magnoliopsida; Malpighiales; Linaceae
Source: the annotation of a GenBank genome assembly